CGUUGCGUUCCGGUGUGGCUGGGUUAGGGUGGAGUGAAAGUUCGACCCCGACUGGAUGCUAUCUCAUGAAGCAACGAAAAGCUGUCAACGGGCCAACGAAAAAAGGUAAACAAAUCGGGCUCGUAUUCUAAACAGCGAGGUAGCGGCUUGGUUGUGCAUGGUUUAGUGGCGGAAUCCUUUCGGAAUCGGAACGCGGCACAACUCCACCCGGCACCUCGGUUCGGCAGCACCAUGUCUCGGCUAAUCAAUCGACUGGCAAACACGCUGCGGACGCUCGAAAGCUACCUUUUCGGUGGCAAUGGAUUUCCGCCAGGCGCCCUAGCACUGGUGCACGUGCACGACGGCUCACCACAGCCAGCCGCACCACGGGCAGCACCGUUCUCGCUGCGCGACCUGCUCGGCGAUGGCAUGCUGUGGGCGGUGCCGAAGCAUCGCCGCACGGUCGAGAAGCGCCUCAAGCGCAAGUACGGUUCGCCCGAGUACAAGCUGAAAAUACUGACGCCAAAGGUGCACCUGCGGACGUGCGCGACCUGCGGCAGCGACCAGGAAGUGGGCGUCCUGUGCCCCACGUGCUACAAGAAGGUGCGCACGGAAACGGAGCUGAUGCAGGAGAAAAUACAGUCCGAGCUCGGGCUCGAACCGGUCGACCGGGACGUGGUGGUGCUGUACGAUCGCGAGCGGGACGAGCAGCCGGCCGAGUUUUGGCAGGGCAAGCGGAUCGUCGAGAUGGAGAAGCCGCGCCCGUCUUGGUUUAGCAAAAAUUUGCUCCAGAAGUCGACGCAGCAGCAGCAGCAGUCCGAACCGGACGAGCUGAAACCGGGCCACGAAAAGCUGGGCUGAACUGGACGGGCCCCGGGUCAACCCUUGUGUUUAGCGGAUUAAGGUUUUUGAAUUAGCAUUUGUUUGUUUUCGUUCUGGUAAAGAAAAUAAUACGGAACCUAGCCUAAACGAAUAAAAGAACAGAAUAUGUUUCAUUUCCCGGCA
Messenger RNA from Anopheles merus, 984 nucleotides. It is a transcript of the gene mRpL32, whose product is annotated as 39S ribosomal protein L32, mitochondrial. The coding region runs from base 232 to 840 and encodes 202 amino acids. The record is from RefSeq and is a predicted model, not a curated record. Gene Ontology annotation, biological process: translation. Lineage: Eukaryota; Metazoa; Arthropoda; Insecta; Diptera; Culicidae. Gene Ontology annotation, cellular component: mitochondrial large ribosomal subunit. The transcript has 5 exons. Gene Ontology annotation, molecular function: structural constituent of ribosome.